Pangasianodon hypophthalmus (striped catfish) is the source of this 5438-nucleotide messenger RNA. RefSeq names its product divergent protein kinase domain 1B (gene dipk1b). The record is from RefSeq and is a predicted model, not a curated record. The transcript is spliced from 5 exons. The coding region runs from base 425 to 1735 and encodes 436 amino acids. NCBI's taxonomy places the organism in Eukaryota, Metazoa, Chordata, Actinopteri, Siluriformes, Pangasiidae.
CCCUUUAAACACCGUCGAAUCACAACGAGGGAGAAAGAGAAAAGCCGUUCGGCCAUUCGUUUGUGUGCGUGAGGGCAGGAGAAUCGGGCCUCGCGGAACCUGGUUCUCAUGCAGCUGACAGUAAAAAUAGAAGCUCGGAGCGCGGAAGGUUCAGGAGACAUGAGCGUUGCGAGUUUGCGCUCUGCAUCGAUGCGGCGGGAUGCGGCACUAUAAAGGACACGUUGUUAACAUUUAGGAAAGGCCAUUGUUCCAUUCAUAAAAGGAAGCUCGCGCUGAUAAACCAAACGUCAGCACCGGACGAUUUGAGUGUUUGUUGAACGGACCGAGGUCGUUUUCGAGGUCUCCUUCUUAAUCCCCUCCGUGGCCAUUGUAGGACCAGUGAUUUUAAAGGGGGCGCCCGCAAUGUCGGGUCGCAGUGUUGCGUAUGGCGGUGAGAGGACGUGAGCGGCUCGCGGAGACCGUCGCGAAGAUGCCACGCGCUCUGCGGAGGCUCGCGCAUCUCGUGCUGCUGUGCCCGCUUCCCAAGGGCCUGCAGUCCCGUUUGCCUGCAGUGAAGGUGAAGUACCUGAUGGUGGCAUGGUUGGGUGUACUGGUGGCCAGCUGGGUCGUCUACAUACAGUACUCCUCCUACUCUGAGCUGUGCAGGGGCCAUGUCUGCACAAUGCUCAUUUGCGAGCACUACCAUAAGGGGAUUAUCUCUGGCUCUGUGUGUAAGUCUCUGUGUGAGGAGAAAACUCUAACUCUACAGCGUUGCCUCUCCACAUCGCCUACACAUCAGGUGUACAGUGCCAUGUGGAAAGAGAAAGCUGUGAUAGUAAAGUGUGGAUUACAUGAUGCUCAACGCGAUGCCAGUCUGUAUGAUAAACCCACCCGUGGCACGUCCAUGGAUGAAUUCCGAGAGAUGCUGCACUCUUUUCUUAAGAACAGUCUGGGUGAACAGCUGUCUCUCGGCUCACUAGUCUUGCGCAUUGUCUCACUGGCCGAUGUCAACGCCGACGGAAAAGUGUCUCUAGCUGAAGCAAAGUCAGUGUGGGCUCUGCUGCGCAUUAAUGAGUUUGUCUUGACUCUGGUGCUACAGGAUAAAGAGCAUGCGCCCCGUCUAUUGGGGUUUUGUGGCCAGCUUUACACCACAGAGUAUGUGGCCCACAGCACCCUCUUCAGUGUAAACAUACCAUCCUGGCUUCAUCCCCUGGUGCCCAAAGCUCUAAGCAGCUCCCUGAAUCACUGGCUGGCUCCGGCCUGGCCACGCCGUGCCCGCGUUGCGAUUGGUCUGCUAGAGAUGGUUGAAGAACUCUUCCAUGGUGCCUAUGGCACCUUCUACAUGUGCGAUGCUACACCUCAGCGAGUGGGCUACAGCACCAACUAUGACUGCAAGAUGCCUGACCUGGGAACUGUGGUGCCGGAAGCCACCGUACGGGCAUUCCUGAGAGGACGGGCUUGCCAAGUUAACACUGACUGCACAUUUGGGAGCGACUGCACAGCCACUUGUGACCGCCUGGCCAAACAGUGCAACGUGGAGGUGGUGCGACCAAAUUUGGCUAAAGUGUGUGCUCUCCUGAGAGAUUUCCUGGUUUUUGGGGUGCCGUCUGACUUGAUGGAUGACUUGGACAAGCAACUACGCACCUGCAUGACACUGAGUGGCCUGGCCUCGCAAAUGGAGGUGCAUCACUCACUUGUGUUAAACAACCUCAAAACGCUGCUAUGGAAGAAGAUCUCAGACACCAAGUAUUCUUGAUAAAAAUAAGUUGGUUGAAACAUGGACACAGAAAUAUGGAAGGAAUUCCUCUGUCAGGACAAAAGAAAACUCCAGUAAUAUUAACCAGCAAUCUGACACAAAAUGUGGCAAAUAGUUUUGUAGAUUGGACACUAAUGAGGGACAUAUUUUCUUCCUGGAUGUAUAUUUGAAUGGACUAGCUAUGAGCCAUACCCUUCAGCAAAGAAGCUUUAGUAAAAGCUCUUUAAAAGUGUGCCUCAGGAAAUCUCUUUAAUUAACCAGACAUAUAGAGGUCAAAGGGGCUUAUUUUAAAACCAUUUCUCAAAAUCCCAUAUUUAACUCCUUACUCCUACAGAGUAAGAUACAAAGGGAGGUGGGGUAGUUUAGAUAUCCUCAGAAAUCCUCAAAGACCCUCAGACAGCCUACGUUUUUCCCCAUUCCUAGCUCCCAACACGUUUGGGUAAGGUAUCCCAACAUUGUCUGUGUUUACCUUAAUUUCUGUACAGUACUGUGCAAAAGUCUUUGGCAGAUGUAAAGAAAUAAAAUUAAAAAUAAAUAAAUAAAUAAAUAAAAAUAAAAAAAAUUAAAGCUGUCUAAAUAUUAAAAAUGGGCUACAAAUAUAUCUAUAUUUGGUGAUCAGCCUUUGCCUUUAAAACUGGAUGACUGGGUCAGUAACACUCAGGUUUACUGUGGUUCAGUUUUAUAAGAAAAACAGCUGGUUGGUUGUUCCAAGCAGAACUUGCCAUGGAUCUUCUGCACACUUUGGCUUUCCAUUGCUUCUGUCUCUCAGCUCUGUCUUUCAUUCUGAAACGUGGUCUGUAGUUAAUGUUAUUUUCUUUAAUGGCAUACAAAAUAUUAUAUGUAAAAUGCAUUUUUUUUGUAAAGUGAAUAUUUGAAAAUCUAAAAUUUUUUCUGCCUACUGUCAGGGAUUGGAGAUGGAGGCAGAUGCAAGUGCAGGCUAUUUAUUAUCAAGAAAAACAAGAAGAAAACAAAUAUUUUGGAUGUAACAACCAUGAAUAUGAACUAAGAUUUCAAGGCAAGAAACCCACACAGACUAGAGGCGAUAAUAGUUCACACAAGACAAAUGCUUGACAAAGAAAUACAGAAGGUCAGAACUUAAGUAGUGUUAUUAAUUAGGUGAAACAGGACACAGGUGCGGGUAAUCAUAUGGACGUAUGACCAGAUCAUGUGAUUGGGCUGAUGGGAAAUGUAGUUUCUGUGCCAUUACUGUGGCUGACGUGACACCUACGCACUAAUGCAGAAGAGAAUAUUUCUACUAAAUGUUAGGAUAGUAAAAGUGUUAAUGAGUAGCUAAUGUUAGCAAAAUAUUCUCCAACAUUUUAUAACAUAAGAAGAAUUAUUUGUGUCUAAAUCUUUUAAAGGCUAUAACAUGAACUUUGCUUCCUCACAGGGCAGUACACAAAUAUGCAAAGAUACUUGUGAAAGUAAUCCGGUUCAAAGGUUUACAUGGCAGUUAUUCAUCUAUUUAAUAUAUUAUUAAACAGAUUAUCCACUACUUGACUGGUUACAAAUUUAAUUCCAGCUUUAGUGAGUUUAUGCACAUUGGGACAACAUUAAUACUUAAAAAAGAAAUGUCUUACUUAAAAAAAAAAAAAGUUGUGAAACAUGAUUUCUGUUUGUAUGGCAGGUUGUCAUUAGUUUUUUUCACAGCAGCAACACAUGGUGAGCUCCAUGUCAUAUUUGAUUAUACCAAGUGGUGAAGCAGAGUUUACAGUGGGCUUACUUUUUUAUUUAUAACUACUCCAUCUCUAAUCUUUUGUGACCAGCUUCAUUAUGUAAGCCUCCCUAUAUUUGUAAAUAAAAUGUGACGUUAAAAAAAACCCUUUAAAAAUGUGACAAAUAAUUAUUAACAUGAGUAAAAUAUAGACAUUUAAACUGGGCAGUACUGUGAAACAUACUGCUUUUAAUGGUCAGUAAAUGUAUAAUGCCUAGAAACAUGGGGGCAGUAAGGAGAGAUACACUGUUGUGCCCUCUGCUGUCAAUGAAAAUAAGCUGCUUAUAUUAACAGUAAUAUGCAGAUUGCAGGGCCUCAUUUAUCAAUCUUUCAGAAAAGUUGUGUUUAAAUGUUUGCAUAAGCCAAACCAAACGAACAAUUUCUGCCAGAUUUACAAAAGUUUUGGAAACACUGAUUUUCUUCUUUCGUGUACAUAUGCUGAUGAAUGACAAUCACUCGUAAAUUACCAGGCUUUUGCACGGCAUAGCUGAUUUGCAUUUGAUGACACCCACAAAAAACUCCAUUAGAAGUAAACCUCACUGUGCUGAAAUGAUGAGUAAAUGGCAACACUUUCUUAGAAGUAGAAGUGUAAGUUAUUUAGACUUGCAUCUAUGCCAUAUACAGUACAUAUACCAAUCAGCCAUAACAUUAAAACCAAUGUUAUUCAUGUAACCUGUCAGUUGUUUUAAUGUUAUAGCUGAUCGGUGCAUACAUACAUAUGGAUAUAUAUAGAUAUCCAUGCAGCAUAACAGCACUUAAAAUGGUGAAAACCUAAAGACAAAUUACAGAAAAGGUGAAUUAGGUGUGAAUUCAACCAGGUGAAAAGAAAAUGGUCUGACAUCAAAACGAAGGAGAAAAAAAGAUCUACACUGUACACAGGUGUUCAUGCACAUCAAGCAAGUCACACAGAGAAACUGCUAUUUUUAAAUAGUUUUAAGUGUCUUGGCCAAUAUGCUGGAGUGUUGCCUCCUAAGAGUGACCAUAAUUCUCCAUCAGCUGAAGGAUCUGUUUACAGCUAUGCACAGACAGACCAUCCUAUCCUCUGUUUAUACAGAAGAAUUUCUUUUGUCAUAAUUGAAUGACUAGUUUUAUUUGUCUUAAUGUUUUGUGUUGGCUUGUGUUCAGUAUUUUUAAUUUUCUUAAAUGAAUGCAAAUAAUAUAAAAUGACUGGGUUUCACAAAAUGUUCUUGAUUGUAUUCUUUGUCCCUGACCUAGUGAACUAGCAUGAGGAUGUGUUUCUGAUAUUGACUCCAAAGCACUUCUAUAAGUCACUAUGGAUAAAGGUGUCUGCUAAAGGCUGUAAAUGUAAAUAAAUAAGAAAUUUAAACUUGACAUUAUAUUCCAUAUACACCAAUCAGCCAUAACAUUAAAACCACCUGCCUAAUAUUGUGUAGGUCUCCCUUGUGCCGCCAAAACAGCUCUGUCCUGGUGAGGCAUGGACUCCACAAGACCUCUGAAUAUGUGCUGUGGUAUCUGGCAUUAGCAGCAGAUCCUUUCAGGUCUGUAAGUUGUGAGAUGGGGCCUCCAUAGAUCGAACUUGUUUGACCAGCACAUCCCACAGAUGCUUGAUUGGAUUGAGAUCUGGGGAAUUUGGAGGCCAAGUCAGUAACUUGACCUCUUUGUCAUUACCCUGCCGAAAGAGGCCACUGCCAUUAGGGAAUACCAUUGAAGGGGUGUACUUAGUCUGCAACAAUGUUUAAGUAGGUGGUAUGUGUCAAAGUAACAUCCACUUGAAUGCCAGGACCCAAGGUUUCCCUCAUACAUAAGCCUCCACAGCUUGCCUCCACCAGCUUGCCUUCUUCCCAUAGGGCAUCCUGGUGUCACCUCUUCCCCAGGUAAGCAAUGCACAUGCAUCCAGCCGUCCACAUGAAAAAGAAAUCGUAAUUCAUCAGACCAGGCCACCUUCUUCCAUUGCUCCAGGGUCCAUUUCAGAUGCUCACGUGCUCUUUGUAGGCGCUUUUGGCAGUGGACAGGGGUCAGCAUGGGCAC